GAAAGAAGAAGAAGAAGCCGCGGGGUGAGAACGGUAACGGCGGCCUGACGCAGUUAGUUUUCGGCUCUGCGAAUUAGCGGCUCGUACCGAGAAGUAAUGGUUAUCUGUAGCGGACUUUGGAUGCUGCCGUCCCUGACUUCCACGCCGCUGUACAAGGUCGGUGCUUUGCGCGCAGAUAGCAGGUAGUACAGUGAGCCGCGAGCCGCGUUGUUUUAUUGCGUGGAGGGACGUGAGACGGCCGCAGCGCGCGCCGCACUUCUGCUUUCCGCCUCCCUCCAUGCUGGAGCUCCGUCUCCGCUCAGCAGCGUUUCCCGACCAGCCCGAAGUCAGCCGAAGACAUGGACGCCUUCGUGCGGGUGUGUAAUUAUCUCCAGGACCCCCGGCACGUCGCCAGGUUCCAGAAUGUCUGCGGCGUCAAGGGGACGUUUCCGGAUAAAGCGGCGCGGCGGCCGGAGCCGGAGCAGGAGCCAGAGCCGGAGCGACCCGCCGGGCUGAGGCGGAGGGGGCAGCCGGGGCCACAGAGCUCCGAGCCGGGCAUGGGGAACGGAGCGGCGGGGGAUGCCGCCGCGCCGAGAGUUAACGGGAUGCAGAGCAGCGACGACCCCGCCGGGCCCGGCGGCUGCGGAGCCGAGGCGGAGGCGGCGGACAUCACCCGGGCCAAGCCGCUCCGGAGGAACUCCCUGACCGGGGACGUGGGUCAGGAGUUCCUCAUCCACAACAAGUUCCUCUUCUACCUGUUCACCUUCGGGACCGAGCUGGGCAACGAGAUGUUCUUCAUCGUCUUCUUCCCCUUCGUCUUCUGGAACAUCGACCCGCUGGUCAGCCGCAGGCUCAUCGUGGUCUGGGCCUGGAACCUGUUCGUGGGACAGUCCACCAAGGACAUGGUCCGCUGGUCCCGGCCCGCCUCCCCCCCGGUGGUCAAGGUGGAGGUCUUCUACAACUCCGAGUACAGCAUGCCGUCCACGCACGCCAUGACGGGCACCGCCAUCCCCUUCUGCCUCUUCAUGCUGACCUACGGACGGUGGCAGUACUCGUUCCUGUUCGGCUUCAGCGUGGCUCUCAGCUGGAGCGUCCUGGUGUGUGUGAGCCGAGUCUACAUGGGGAUGCACUCUAUUCUGGAGGUGAUCACCGGCUUCCUCUACAGCCUCCUCAUCCUCGCCUUCUUCCACCCCAUCCUGGACAAGAUCGACACCUUCUACAUGACGGAGGCGUCGGCCCCGCUGGCCAUCGUGGUGUCGCACGUGAGCCUGGGGCUGGUGGCGUUCUCCCUGGACUCGUGGAGCACCUCCCGGGGCGACACGGCCCAGGCGCUGGGCACCGGCGCCGGCGCCGCCCUGGCCAGCCACGUGAACUACCAGCUGGGGCUGCUGGCCGACCCGCCGCUGUCCUCGCUGCCGCUGGCGCUGCCGGCCAUCACCGCCGGCCUGCUGCUGCGCUCGCUGCUGCGCUUCUUCAUCGGGGUGGCCGUCCUGCUGCUCACCCGGAUGGCGAUGAAGUCCGUGACCAUCCCCUUCCUGUGCGGACUCUUCGGGCUGCCGUCCGACGACGUGCGGCGGGCGCGGCAGCACAUGCGGGUGGAGCUGCCGUACCGCUACAUAGUCUACAGCGUGGUGGGCUUCAGCUGCGUCUGCUUCGUGCCUCUCCUCUUCAAGGUCUUCGGCCUCGACUGAAAACUCUGUCCGUCCGGCCGACGCCUCCAUCAGCACGAAGGGCGGCGGCACGCCGAAACACGCCGCCCGUCUCGUGACGGAUCCGUCUCUGCAUGAUAGAAGUCGACUUAAAAGAUAAAUCUGAUGAUAUUGAAAAAUCCAGUGUCAAAAGAACAAAACCAACAAUUUAAAACGUAUCAUCAGUCGCUGAUGUCCGGUUUUAUUUCCACUCUUCGUUUAUUUCAGCUUCAUCUUCCAGAUGCUGCUAUAAAAAUGGACAAGUAUUAUUUUUAUUACCAGUCCAGUGGUAUUACUCGAAAGACACCAUCCAGUGCUUCAGUAUAGUGUAGAGAGGAAGAUAAAAAAAGAGGAAGCUUCAUGCUAAAAUACAGUUUGUUGACCAGUGUUCUGUGACGCCCUGCUGGCUCUGGUCUUUUUGUUUCUCUCAGUUUUAAAGUCUGUAAUUCAUCCAGAGAUAUCACCCGCCUUAUCUUUUAAGUCCUGCGGUCGGCGCGCGAGCGUUGACUGGAGCUGUCUAUCAGACGUACUGUAUCGCCUGUAUUCACCUGUUGUACAUUUCCAUCGUCCGUCAGAGUAUCUAGCUGUGUUAUCUGAGAGCUUCGUGCAUUAACAAUAAACCAAAUCCAUGAACCAGUCCAGUCUGAAGUCGCUUCACUUCUCGCGAUGGGAAACAAACAAAGCCCGGAAGCAAUAACAGCAACCCCGCAGACGUUGGCGUUGGUAGUUAGUGAUCCCCGCUGCUUCCUCUAUUUUUCUACAUUACCGCCGGCAGCAUUAUCUCCUCACCUCUCUUUUCUACAGUUUCCUGUGUCACAAAUCUUUUCUUUUGCAAUUUUGGCCUAAAUUUCAUUUAAAGCGCUCUUUGACGCAGGGAACUCUGAAAGCAAAUAUUUUUGAUAAAUUAUUUUGUUGUGAUUAUCUUGAGAUAAAUUAUUGCUCUCAAAAAAAAAAAAAGAUUAUAAAUAUUUUAUUACAAGAAAUUCCAGACAUUUCAGUAUCUGUAAAGUAUUUGACUCUAGAACUGUUGUAGCUGUGAUUUGUUGUGUUGUUUAAAUAACUUCCAAUAUUAAUGCCAAACUGAUACCGUGAAAAGCUCCCGGAGCUUUUUAAAGGCCUGCUGGUGUUGCUGUCAUAUCCCCCAUCUUUUUAUGUUAUGCAACAACUGUAUUUAAAAUGUGUCUGUUGAAAAAAUAAAAAU
Molecule: messenger RNA, 2868 nt
Organism: Salarias fasciatus (jewelled blenny)
Lineage: Eukaryota; Metazoa; Chordata; Actinopteri; Blenniiformes; Blenniidae
Product: sphingosine-1-phosphate phosphatase 1-like
Exons: 3
Coding region: 339-1670 (443 amino acids)
Biological process (GO): sphingosine metabolic process
Cellular component (GO): endoplasmic reticulum membrane
Molecular function (GO): sphingosine-1-phosphate phosphatase activity
Source: RefSeq, a predicted model, not a curated record